Molecule: messenger RNA, 2238 nt
Organism: Phymastichus coffea
Lineage: Eukaryota; Metazoa; Arthropoda; Insecta; Hymenoptera; Eulophidae
Gene: ari-2
Product: potential E3 ubiquitin-protein ligase ariadne-2-like
Exons: 6
Coding region: 522-1742 (406 amino acids)
Biological process (GO): protein polyubiquitination; positive regulation of proteasomal ubiquitin-dependent protein catabolic process; ubiquitin-dependent protein catabolic process
Cellular component (GO): cytoplasm; ubiquitin ligase complex
Molecular function (GO): zinc ion binding; ubiquitin protein ligase activity; ubiquitin conjugating enzyme binding
Source: RefSeq, a predicted model, not a curated record
AUAAACGGACAUACAAUUUUAUCCCAGCGUUGCUCAGGUCAGAUGUCAACUCAAAAGUCUCAGGACAGGACCCUAGACAAGGUAUCAGAAGACUGAGAACUUCAUUUGUUUGAAGUUUUAAACAACAGAACAAGACAACUGAAAUUCUUAAAUUGAUAAAAAAUGUAUUUGGUGUUGAUGGAAGCGACAGAUGAUUCAUUAUUGUGAUUUUUAUAAAGAUUUUGAACAAAUCAUGAUACGUUAUAUUAGUCAAAUAAUUGAGUAAUUUAGAUAAUAAUGAUAAUCGUUCCCGUUUAAGAAUUUUUAAUAUCCUUAUAAAUAAAGACUGUGGAGAUGCUGGUUAUGAAGACUACUAUAGUACACAUCCAUGGGAUGGUGAAAAUGAUAAUGAUAUUGAUUCUGAAAAGCAUGGAAAAGAUCCUGAGUAUACAGUGUAUGAAUGUUUGAGAGUUGAUGAAGUCGAAAGAUUAUUGAAUGAAAAUGUUGAAUUUUUAAGCACAACGUUAAAUAUUACCCCAUCUAUGGCAAAGUUAUAUUUACAUGCUUACAAAUGGGCAAUUCAAGAAAUAAUUUCUAACUAUCAAAAUAAAACACUAGAUGUGACCGUUUGUCAAAAAAUGAAGAUUUCAGAGCUAUUAGAAUCUCCUUUUACAAAAUGUCCAGCAGAAAAUGUAUGUUUAGUAUGUUACUCAUCUUUAUCAAUAGAGCAAUUUAGUACAUUGAAUUGUGGACAUUUAUUUUGCAAGAAUUGUUGGUGUAUACAUUUUGAAACACAAAUUUUGCAAGGAAUUUCUACAGGUAUCAGUUGUAUGGCAAAUAAUUGUAAUGCAUUAGCACCAGAAGAUUUCGUAUUAUCUCUCUUAACGAAGCCUGUUAUGCGAGAACGAUAUCAACAAUUUGUUUUUCGAGAUUAUGUCAAAUCACAUCCGCAGCUGCGAUUCUGCCCUGGGCCUAAUUGUCAAAUAGUAAUAAAAUCCAAAGAACCACGGUCUAAACGAGUAAUAUGUAAUAUUUGUAAAACAGUAUUUUGUUUCCGGUGUGGUAUGGAUUAUCACGCACCAACAGAUUGUAGUACUAUACGAAAAUGGCUGACAAAGUGUGCUGAUGAUUCAGAAACAGCUAAUUACAUUAGUGCGCAUACAAAAGAUUGCCCUAAAUGUCAUAUAUGUAUAGAAAAAAAUGGAGGUUGCAAUCAUAUGCAAUGCUAUAACUGUAAACAUGAUUUUUGCUGGAUGUGUCUAGGAGAUUGGAAAACGCAUGGCAGUGAAUAUUAUGAAUGUUCAAGAUAUAAAGAAAAUCCAAAUAUUGCUCAUGAAAGCGUUCAUGCUCAAGCACGUGAAGCAUUAAAAAAAUACUUGCAUUAUUACGAAAGGUGGGAAAAUCACAGUAAAUCGUUAAAAUUAGAAGAACAAACGAUGGAGGAAAUAAAGUUACGCAUAAAUAAAAAAGUUAUGAAUUCAAGUGGUACCUGGAUAGAUUGGCAACAUUUAUUCGAAGCAGCAUCAUUAUUAGCUCGCUGUCGUUAUACUUUACAGUAUACGUAUCCUUAUGCGUAUUACAUGGAAGGAGGUCCCCGAAAAGAGUUGUUCGAAUAUCAACAAGCUCAAUUGGAAGCCGAAAUUGAAAACUUAUCUUGGAAAAUUGAGCGAGCAGAAACAACAGAUCGUGGUGAUUUAGAAAAUCAAAUGGAUAUUGCUGAAAAGAGGAGAAAAACACUUUUGAAAGAUUUUCUAGAAGUAUAGAUUGUUAUAUUGUUUUUCAGUAAAUUAAAUGAUUUUCUGAACUUUUUUCAAAAAUAAAUUCAGAAAAUCCAAGUAUGCAUAUAGAAUAAAAUAUUUAAAUAAACAUUUUAAACAAUUCUACAUAUAAUAUAUCUUUGCAUAUUCCAAGAUAGAUUGUUAUUAUUUCCCAAAUUCGCGAGGCAAUAACCGAGCAACGUUCAGCUACUCGAAUGUGAGAUUCUCGUAAAUACUCACUGGUAUAUCGGUACUUCGACGAAUAAAAAGCUCACAGGGCUUUUUAUCGUUCACCUCUACAGACUACUAAAUCGCUACUCUGUACAAAUUUUCAUUUCUGCGAUUCCUAUAUGUGCUCAGAGACACGUCGGGAAGACCUAGGACUGAUGUUCUUUUUUUCUUUUAUUAGUCUGUUUGAUCAAUUUUGUUAUUUCCAAGAUUCUUAUUCAAGUCAUUUCCUCUGUUACUCAUCCCCGCUCGAGAUAUGUUUUAGAUGUCAAGG